Molecule: messenger RNA, 1983 nt
Organism: Mytilinidion resinicola
Lineage: Eukaryota; Fungi; Ascomycota; Dothideomycetes; Mytilinidiales; Mytilinidiaceae
Exons: 4
Source: RefSeq, a predicted model, not a curated record
CAUGAAGUCAUUCCUUAUGCCUCACUUCUCUUUUGCGCAAAUUGCGCUACUGGCUAUUGCACCAACUUUCAUGGCCGCGUCUCCCCUCAAAGCCCGCCAGACGGAUUCAACUGUGUCUUGUCCUGAUUCGGACGGACAGACUGUCAACGUUGGCACCUCUUCAUUCGCCAUCACUUGCGACUACGACUACUAUGGCAACGAUUUUGGAGUAUCAUGGGUAUCGAGUUUUGAGGAAUGUCUCGCCACUUGCGACAGUACUACGGGCUGUGUUGCAGUCUCCUACAAUGGAGGCGCAUGCUAUCCAAAGAGUUCCAUUGCUGGUGGUGAGACUGCCACCGGCGUCUGGGCUGCGAAGAAGGUCAUCUCAUGUCCUGACUCCGACGGAACGACGUACACCGCCACCGAUGGUACCGUCUUUACCAUUGAGUGCUCCAUUGAUCGGUAUGGAAACGACCUGGCAACGACUUGGGAGUCUAACCUAGAGAACUGUAUUGAGGCUUGUGAGGCGACGUCAGGAUGUGUCGAUGUCUCAUACAUCCCAGGAAGUCCCGGCCCUUGCUACCUCAAGAGCACUGCUGGUGCAGCACAAGCGAAUGCAGACGUCUGGGGAGCAGUCAACAAGGCCGCUCUCCCAUCGUCCACCUCCUCAGCCGUUAUCUCAACGUCCACCGUAUCCACAUCAUCGACAAUCUCCGUAGCAAAUCCAACCUCAACUCCCGGCGCCUGCACCGGCGGCUUCACAACCGGCCCACUCUCUUGUCCUGCAUCAGAUGCCUCGUGCUAUAUCGACAGCACUGGCUCCGUGUAUCUCAUCGAGUGCUUCAUCGACCGGUACGACGGAGAUUUGGCCAUAUCCUGGGAAUCUAGCCUGGAGAGCUGUAUCUCGACUUGCAGUGCAACCGCAGGCUGCAUUGAUGUCUCAUAUAUUCCCGGAACUCCAGGGCCUUGCUACAUGAAGUCCGUAGUAAACGAUGCACAAUCUAACACGGCCGUCUUGGGCGCGAAGCUCAUCUCUUCCGGCUCGGCCUCCCCUACUUCCACCUCUUCAACCACGUCGGCCGAGCCCAUAACAACCUCAAGCAGUUCGUCGGCUGAACCCACAUCAAUCUCAUCAUCCUCAACCAGUUCAUCAGCUGAGCCCACAGCAUCUUCAACAUUCUCAGACAGUUCAUCAGCUGAACCCACAACGACCUCAGAAACCUCGAGCAGCUCAUUAGCUGAACCCACAACAACCUCAACACCCUCAAACGAUUCCUCGGCUGAACCCACAACAAGCUCAUCAUCUUCAAGCAGCUCAUCAGCCGAACCUACAAUAUCUUCAACAUCCUCAGACAGUUCAUCGGCCGAACCCGCAACAACUGCAGCAGCAUCAAGCACAUCAUCAGCAACGCCUACACCAACCCCAACCCCAUCGCCUAGUUGUGGAUUGAUCGAGGACGCCGGUUUCGAAACUCCCGGCACCACUCCCGACUGGGCUCUCCUCAGCUCACAACUGGCCACCAGCUAUACGCCAUUCUCAAUAAUAACUGCCUCCACUCAAGGUUUCACAGCAGAAGACGGAGCCCAUGCCGGAUUCUUCGUGAUGCAUGGAAAGACGGACACCGCCACCGUCGGCACCACCAUUCAGCAGCUGACAGCUGGCGUCUCGUAUACCGUCACAUUCUGGGUUAUACGACACCCGUCCGCGACGAGCAUCGCAACCAUCGACGGAACGACCAUCCUGACUAUACCCGUUCAGAGUGGCAAGAAUACUCAAAUGUGGCAGUACUCGUUCCCUUUUGUGGCUGGAGGUGAUACUGCUAUUAUCGCUUUCAAAACUUCGUGUCCCGGAAUCGCCACCGCUUGUGGGCUUGGGCUUGAUGCCUUUAGUAUUGCUCCUACAAGCGGCACUUGUACCAACUGAGGCUUUAUAUUGUAAUACACUCGUCCGUAAGUAGAAGAGACGCCUAGCGGGUCGUGGCAAUCCCCCGCAUGUUUAUUUCU